UCCUGCAGCCGCGACAAAAUCCGCCUCGGUGCGCCGCUCUCGUGCCUCCGCAAGCCGCCAAAUGUGCUGGCUGGUCUCGCGCCCACUCCCGCCAAGGCUGGUUUCGUCGGCGCCGCCCUGGAGGCUGGAUGCCGCGCCGAGCUUGCUGGCGGUGGCCACACCAACGCUGCCGCACCCCGGGCGAAGGUGGCUGAGAUCCAGAGCAAGUCAAGAGCCGCCUCGUCACACCGUUGUGUUUGGAUGGUGCAUCAUGCCACCUUGCGGGGAUGGAGUUUCAAAGGCUCGUGGAUUGACUUGAAUGCGGUCCCUAUGGGUCCGACCGUGGCCUCCCCGUAUACUCAGGCUGCUGGCGCGUCGUGAUUCCGGCUUCGAGGAAUGUCUCCCGCAGGACAAAUCCAG
This is a messenger RNA of Fomitopsis serialis, 399 nucleotides long. RefSeq lists its product as uncharacterized. The transcript has a single exon. The record is from RefSeq and is a predicted model, not a curated record. The coding region runs from base 62 to 298 and encodes 78 amino acids. NCBI's taxonomy places the organism in Eukaryota, Fungi, Basidiomycota, Agaricomycetes, Polyporales, Fomitopsidaceae.